Neohortaea acidophila is the source of this 2892-nucleotide messenger RNA. Its product is annotated as beta-glucosidase-like protein. The transcript has 3 exons. Lineage: Eukaryota; Fungi; Ascomycota; Dothideomycetes; Mycosphaerellales; Teratosphaeriaceae. The coding region runs from base 1 to 2892 and encodes 963 amino acids. Gene Ontology annotation, molecular function: beta-glucosidase activity. The record is from RefSeq and is a predicted model, not a curated record. Gene Ontology annotation, biological process: glucan catabolic process.
AUGGCCCUCACACCCCCCGAAUCCUACGAACUGGAACAAUCCCACGACCCUUUGAUGACCCGCGAUUCUUCCGACCACGACUCCCUCACUUCUGACAUUGACGACUUUGACCCCUUGGACGACCAUGAGAAGAGCUAUAGAGAUGACGCUUCACAGCCAUUACAACGCCCGCGGCGAAAGGGACGGUGGCGCAAAUGGCUCAUUCCCUCUCGCUUCUGCUGCAUCCUCAUCGCCCUCUUCUUCACAACCCUCUUCCUUCUGCUUAGUGUCGGCGGCUUUUGGGUCUACACCGCCUCUGUUCCCAGUUAUGGAGAAUCCCCUCCCUGGUAUCCUUCCCCGCAAGGCGGCACGGUUUCAACGUGGAAAGAUGCGUACGAAAAGGCUGCUGCAUUGGUGGGGCAGAUGACGCUGGUGGAGAAGGUGAACAUCACCACGGGCACCGGCUGGAGUAUGGGAAUGUGCGUGGGAAAUACAGGUCCCGUCGAGCGGCUCGGCUUCCCCAGUCUGUGUCUGCAAGAUGGCCCUCUCGGGCUGCGCUUUGUGGACAAUGCCACGGCCUGGCCCGCGGGCAUUACCGUUGGGGCGACGUGGAGUAAACCUUUGAUGUUCCUCAGAGGCAAGGCACACGGGUUUGAGGCCAAGAAGAAGGGCAUCAACGUACUUCUCGGCCCCUCGAUGGGCCCUAUCGGCCGCUUGCCUGCAGGUGGUAGGAACUGGGAAGGCUUCGGAUCGGAUCCUGUCUUGCAGGGAAUCUCGGCCGCUCAGACGAUCAAAGGUAUCCAAAACGUGGGCGUGAUGGCCACGGCGAAGCACUUUGUCGGGAACGAGCAGGAACAUUUCCGGCAAGCGUGGGAAUGGAAUACCCCUAAUGCCAUUUCUUCCAACAUCGAUGACCGAACACUCCAUGAACUUUACGCCUGGCCAUUCGCGGAGGCCGUCAGGGCUGGUGUGGCGAGUGUCAUGUGCAGCUACAAUCAAGUCAACAACUCAUACGCGUGCCAAAACAGUAAACUCCUCAAUGGAAUACUCAAGGACGAACUGGGCUUCCAAGGCUUCGUCAUGAGCGACUGGGUUGCUCAAAGGUCCGGAGUGGCGUCUGCUCUUGCCGGACUGGAUAUGACUAUGCCCGGCGAUGGCCUUCAUCAUCAGGAUGGGAACAGCCUGUGGGGCACAGAGUUGACCAAAGCCGUCUUGAAUUCCAGCGUGCCCAUGCAGAGACUCAAUGACAUGACGAUGCGCGUGGUGGCUGCGUGGUACCAGACUCAGCAGGACUCGCACAGCCAAUGGCCUCCGGUGUCCGCAGGAGGUGGGCCAACUUUCAGCAGCUGGACGAAUGAGAAGGUUGGCAAUCUACAUCCCGGCAGCCCGGACAGCAGCGACACAGGCAUCGUGAACAAGUUCGUCCCCGUGCGUAAUACACCCGAGGAUGGGGACCAUGACGCACUAGCUCGACGGAUUGCUACCGAAGGCAUCGUAAUGGUCAAGAAUACGGAUGGCUUCCUUCCCGUUUCGAAAACUGGGAGUGGGUUGACUUCCAAGGACGGCUAUGGCAUUGUCAAAGUUGGUAUCUUUGGCGAGGACGCAUAUCCGAACCCGGACGGAAUCAACAACUGCGUCGAUCGAGCCUGCAACGUAGGCACCUUGACCAUGGGCUGGGGUAGUGGAGCCGUGGAGCUCCCGUAUCUGUCGCCGCCAGCCUUUACGCUGCGACGAAUCAUGGAGGAGGACAAGUACAACAUCACAGAUUGGGCGGACAACCACAAGCCCGGUAUCGAGCAGGCGGCAAAGGAGCAGGAUGUCUGCUUCGUCUUCAUCAGCUCCGACGCCGGAGAGGGCUAUCUGGGCUGGGAGGAUGUGAAGGGCGAUCGCAACGAGCUGUACGCGCAGAAAGGCGGCGACGAGAUGGUGAGGCGAGUGGCAUCGAACUGUGAGAAGACGGUCGUUGUCUUGCAUACCGUCGGUCCGACAAUUUUGGAGCGCUGGAUUGACCUGCCUGGCGUCAAAGCCGUCUUGAUCGCACACUUACCAGGCCAAGAAGCAGGUCAAGCGAUUGUCGACGUGAUCUUUGGCGAGGCCAAUCCCUCUGGGAGGUUGCCGUACACGAUUGCGAAGAAGCCCGAGGAUUACGGCCCUACGAGCGAAGUGAUGUACUUGCCCAACGCCGUCGUGCCACAACAGAACUUUACCGAGGGCUUGUACAUCGACUAUCGGUAUUUCGACAAGCACGACAUUGACCCGCGCUACGAGUUUGGCUAUGGGCUCUCCUAUGGCGGGUUCAAACUGAACAGUCUCAUGGUGCAUCCCCUUGGCAGUGCUAACCACGAAGCCCUGCCACGACCGGAUGCGCUGAAGCCACCGCAGCUGGACACCACAAUCCCCUCCGUUGACUCUGCUCUUUGGCCCCAAGGGAUGCGCAAACUGAAGAAGUACAUCUACCCCUACAUCGACAGUGUAUCGGACAUCAAACACGGCAAAUACCCUUACCCAAACGGCUACGACACUCCCCAAGCCGUGUCCAAGGCUGGUGGUGGCGAGGGCGGCAAUCACGAUCUCUUUAAUACCGCCGUCAACGUUCGCGCGGAACUCACCAAUCUCGGCACCAUGGACGGCUUCUGCGUCGUGCAGCUCUACCUCGAGUUCCCGCCCAACAUCGUCGACGCUGACGGCGAGCCGGUGGACAUGCCCGUGCGCGUGCUCCGCAACUUUGACAAGAUCUGGACCGAGGGCAGCCACAAGCGGACGCGAAUCAGCAUGGAUCUGACGCGGAAGGAUCUGAGUUACUGGGAUGUCAAGCGGCAGACGUGGAUCAUGCCCGACGGCGAGUUCCGCGUGCACUUGGGCUUUUCGUCGAGGGAUCUGCCGUUGAGCAUGCCCGGCAUGAUUGUCAUCUAA